GCUUUCAAGUCACCAUUUGAAUUGUUGAGUUCAGGGAGUUUAUGCCUGAUAUGUGGGAGGAAAAAAACGGUCAAUUUGACUGUUCCGUAGAAGCUCUCAGGAAAAUUGUACUAAAUGGUUAAUUUGCGUAGAGUUUUGUAGCUUUACCAAACCGACAUAGCGGCUAUCUUAGCUAGCAUUCUUUCAUGGCAUCUUUCCAACUCACCUUAUUUGUUGUGAUAUCUACAGCGAUUCAGCAGGUCCAGCUAACAAGCUAGCUAACUGAUGUUCAGUAGGAAACAUAGCUACACAGACAUAGCUAGGUGAACGUGCCGGGUGCUUGCUAACUUCUCUAAUUUCGUGCGUCCUUGCGAUUUAAUCGAAAUUGUUUCUCUGACGAACUGUUUUCUAGCCAACAAACAAUGCAUUUCUACAACAAGUCUAAUGUUUAUUGCAUGAAAUUGACAAGAAGAAGAAGAUAGCUAGCUAACUUCGCUGGCUAACACCGCCUGGCUAGUUUCAGCUUGCUCGUUUUUGGUAACGUUACUCUCUUUGUUUUGACAAAGGACCUGAUAUUUUUUUUCUUCCAUAUUUGGAAUAUACCUGGGACAUUUUUGUAUUUCCUGGGCCAUGUCUCCCCAGAAGCACGGUUCUUCUGACGGCGGCAACAACGUAUCGAGUCCGGUUGUGGGAUACGUUGGUACCGGUGGCGGCAGAGCGAACGGCCGUGUCUACCACCACCAAACAACUGCAGUUGUGGUGCCCGCAGCCAAGAAGCCGAAAAUGGAACUGGUUCAAGCCGAUCAUGAGUUGUUCUUGCAGGCAUUUGAAAAACCGACCCAGAUCUACAGGUUUCUCAGAACAAGGAACUUGAUAGCGCCUAUAUUUCUGCACAGAACUCUCACUUACAUGUCCCACAGAAACUCCAGAACGAACGCCAAACGGAAGUCCUCCAGGGUGGAUCACCUGCUGUACAGAGUGGAGAAGAAGAGGGCUGAGCAGAAGGCAAACAGCCUGGCUUCACACCUACAACUCACCUUCACUGGGUUCUUUCAUAAAGUCGAGAAGUCAUCAGUAGACUCAGAGAAUGAGCAGAACUCUGUUUCUCUAGAGGUGCUGCUGGUUAAAGUCUGUCAUAAGAAGAGGAAGGAUGUGAGCUGUCCAGUGAAGCAGGUUCCUACAGGGAAGAAGCAGGUGCCUCUGAACCCAGACAGCAGCACUUCCAGCAGUCAGAACAAGCCAGGCUCCUGUCCUUCUCUGGUGGUGUCCAGUAGUGAGUUUGAUGCCAGCAACGGCCACACGGUCAAGUCCUACUCCCUGUUGUUCAGAGUGUCUGGACCAGGCAGGACGCAGCACAACGGACUGGUCAAUGGACAGACCAAUGAGAAAAUAGAGGAUGUGUGUAACAGGAAGAAGAGAAGCUCCACCGUCAGACAAGAAGAAGUGGGAGAAACAACGUUCGUAGCUCAGAUGACUGUGUUUGAUAAGAACAGGCGUCUGCAGUUGUUAGAUGGAGAGUAUGAGGUGUCUAUGCAGCAGAUGGUGGACUGUCCUGUCAACAAGAAGAGAGCCACCUGGGAAACGAACCUGGAUGGAAAGCUCCUCCCUCCGUUUGAGACGUUCUCCAAGGGUCCUACUCUCCAGUUCACGCUUCGUUGGACAGGCGAGCCCAGUGAUAGGUCGACGGCCCCUGUGGCCAAACCCCUCGCCACGCGGAACGCUGACGCUAGCAGCCUGACCUCCGACCCUAGGCCCUGCUCCCUCAGACCCACUCAGACCGUAGCUGUGAUAGACUCCUUCAGCAGUACAGAAUUUCAGAUGAGACGAGAACACACACUUGAGGAACAAAGUGACAAUCUACGCAUAUUCUACCAGUUCCUGUAUAACCACAACACACAGCAGCAGACCGAGGCUAGAGAUGACCUCCACUGUCCCUGGUGCACUCUGAACUGUAGGAGACUCUACAGUCUCCUCAAACACCUCAAACUGGCCCACAGCAGAUUCAUCUUCAACUACGUGCCCCACCCUAAAGGAGCGAGGAUAGACGUGUCUAUUAAUGAGCGUUACGACGGGGCGUACGCUGGGAAUCCUCAGGAUAUUCACAGUCAGCCCGGCUUCGCCUUCAGCAGGAACGGACCCGUCAAGAGAUCCCCUGUCACACACAUCCUCGUCUGCAGACCUAAGCGUGUUCUCCCCCCCAGUCUGUGUGAGUUCCUGGAGGCUGAUGGAGAAGGAGGAGAGGGAGACCAGCAGAGAAUCAUCCCUGGUCACAACCGCCUCUACUUCCGCUCAGACAGCUGUACCCCCAAAACACCCCAGGAGGUAGAUCACGACAGUGAGGAUGAGACGGACCCCUUCUGGCUCCGAGAGAGGACCAUCAUGCAAAUCCAGGAGUUUACAGACGUGAACGAUGGAGAGAAGGAGGUGAUGAAGCUAUGGAACCUUCACGUUAUGAAGUAUGGCUACAUAGCAGAUAACCAGAUGAACGGAGCCUGUCUGGCAUUUGUGGAAGGUUGCGGUGCGUACAUUGCCAGGAAGAACCUCUGUAGGAACUUCCUGUUACACCUGGUCAGCAUGCAUGACUUUAAACUGGUUACCACGACAACCAUCAACCAGGCCAUGACACGCCUCCGACACAUCCAGCAGACCCAGCGGCAGGAAGGAGGAGAGGGGGAUGGAGGAGAGGAGUCUCAGUCUGAGCUGCAACCCGACUAUGCCACAUGUAAUGACGACCACACGGAUGGUAAGAGUAACCAUGGUAAUGGCCACACGAAUGGAAACGGCAUCGGCGAUGGUGAUGAAGCUGGUUGUGCUGUUGCUGUGGAAACAUCCAGGCCGAGCAAGAGGCAUAAGUUCUGAGUUGCCCUCCGGCCCUCUCCUGGAGGAGUGAUAAGUAUCUAAAAUGAUGCCCGGUGAUUGGCUGAGUGGAGGGUGAAAGAGGGUGUGGUGGUGGUGAUUGGAGGGAAUAAGAGAGACUCAUGAUGACAUCAUUCCAAACAAGCACUGUGUGUUGGGUUUACCGUAUAGAGGUGGUGGGCCAGAAUCAUUUAAGGUCAUUUGGACACACACACACACACACACAGUCCCACUGGUUAUAGCAGGGAAACCUUCAUCUAGUGUUUUCCCAUGUCUGGUUCUUCAGUCUACCUUGAUGUCAUUAGACUAACGUUACAGUGACCAUGAGUUCUGUAAACACAUCACUUCAGCAAUAACUUAUUCUGAGUCCCAACUGGCACCAUAUUCCUUUAUACUAGUGUGCACUACUUUUCACCAGGCCCUGCUAUAGACUAGCAUUCUGUCCAGGAGGUGUACUUGUACAUCAAGCCGUCUGCUAUAGACUAGCAUUCUGUCCAGGGGGUGUACUUGUACAUCAAGUUGUCUGCUAUAGACUAGCAUUCUGUCCAGGGGGUGUACUUGUACAUCAAGCUGUCUGCUGUAGACUAGUAUUCUGUCCAGGGGGUGUACUUGUACAUCAAGCUGUCUGCUGUAGACUAGCAUUCUGUCCAGGGGGUGUACUAGUUCAUCAAGCUGUCUGCUAUAGACUAGCAUUCUGUCCAGGAGGUGUACUUGUACAUCAAGCUGUCUGCUGUAGACUAGCAUUCUGUCCAGGAGGUGUACUUGUACAUCAAGCUGUCUGCUGUAGACUAGCAUUCUGUCCAGGGGGUGUACUUGUACAUCAAGCCGUCUGCUAUAGACUAGCAUUCUGUCCAGGAGGUGUACUUGUACAUCAAGCUGUCUGCAAUAGAUUAGCAUUCUGUCCAGGGGGUGUACUUGUACAUCAAGCCGUCUGCUAUAGACUAGCAUUCUGUCCAGGAGGUGUACUUGUACAUCAAGCUGUCUGCUGUAGACUAGCAUUCUGUCCAGGAGGUGUACUUGUACAUCAAGCUGUCUGCUGUAGACUAGCAUUCUGUCCAGGGGGUGUACUUGUACAUCAAGCUGUCUGCAAUAGAUUAGCAUUCUGUCCAGGGGGUGUACUAGUUCAUCAAGCUGUCUGCAAUAGAUUCGCAUUCUGUCCAGGGGGUGUACUUGUACAUCAAGCUGUCUGCUAUAGACUAGCAUUCUGUCCAGGAGGUGUACUUGUACAUCAAGCUGUCUGCAAUAGAUUAGCAUUCUGUCCAGGGGGUGUACUAGUUCAUCAAGCUGCCUCACUACAGAAGCAGGAGGUGGGCUCCUGCCCUCUGGGCCGUUCUGGCUGAUACAAGGCUUACUUAGUACUUUUGGCCGAGGCCCAUAGGGCCCUAUAUAGAUCAGUGGUUCCCAAACUGUUUCACUCAGGCCCCUCUUCCAGCAUUGGGGAACAUCCAUUUCUAUGGGCACAAGCACUGUUCAUGACAAACUGUUCACACCCCUAAAAUGUUGCAGAUUUAAAGCUUAUUUCCUUGCAAUUAUAUACAUUUUGCCAUGUCUAAUGUGUAUUCAUGUGAUAUUUGAGUGACACAAAAAUGAAUGUCUAGGGGCUAAAAAAACGUUGAAAAAAACGUUAGCUGACAUGGCAAAGAGGAACUGAUGAUGCAAUAACCAGUUUCUACACGUCACCUUGUGCAUUCUACUAUUACAACUUUCAACAGUACCGUAAUUUCCAGACUAUUGAGCGCACCUGAAUAUAAGCCGCACCCACGGAAUUUUUUUAAAAGUAUUAUUUUGAACAUAAAUAAGCCGCACAUGUCUAUAAGCCGCAGGUGCCUACCGGUACAUUGAAACAAAUUAACUUUACACAGGCUUUAACGAAACACGGCUUGUAACAAAAAAAAUUAUAAUUGCAGUAAACAGUAGUCUACCAAGAAAGUCAUUUCCUUUCAAAAAAAAUUGAAAGCGGGAAAAAUCCAUAUAUUAGCCACGUCAUUGUUUAAGCCGCGAGGUUCAAAGCGUAGGAAAAAAGUUGCGGCUUAUAGUCCAGAAAUGACGGUAAGUUGAAAGCUGGACUGAGUUCCUCCUAGGGGGGCGCGCCCCACAGUUUGGGAACCACUGAUAUAUGGAAUAGGAUACCAUCAGUACUGUGUCCAUCCUCACUGGUCCAACCUACUUUAGCACCUGUCUUGUCUCCGGUGCCUGUUUGAGACAGACUUGGGUGUCUGUGCACUAGAUAGGAAAUAGGGUGCCAUUUGGGAUAUUUGCUUUGGGACAAACUCGUUUUUAAAAAAUAUAGUUCAGUAUAGAGACGAACCGAAAAGACUUGGGUCGUCUUCACUUGGGAUGGACUACCUGAACAAUAUAAACGCUUGUUUUCGUUUUCUUUUGCUAAACGUUUUGCUACAGUGUGCACUAAUGAAUACCACCCUGAUGACGGACAGACUGCUGAAAUGUAUUGUUAUUUUUUUAUAAGGGGAAUGGUUGGUUGUAUGAUGAUGCAUUCUGAAUUUGAACAUUUGAUUGUUGUAUGUUUAUUACUAUGGUGGUCAUUUUGAGGCUAAACUUGAGGACGGUACGCUGGUCUGAAGUCCAGCUCUUGGAAACAGUGUUGUUGGACUGGAAGGUGUCUGGCUCAGGGUGGAAAGAUCACUUUACCCACAAUCCUAAACUAAAUGUGUAUUGCUAUCAGACCUCUGUUUAAAUACCAUUUGGAGUUAACGUUUGCUCUAGCCUGCCUGGAGUGCUAGAUGGGAGGGGAGUUGCAGUUUUGGGACUAUUCUAUUGGUCCAUUUAAGCCAGGCAAGCACAGAUAUAGUAUUUGAACCCAGGUCUGGUUACCACUCAGUCAGUCAGGAUCCAAUGGUGCUACUAGACAGAUGAUUCAGGCCCUCAGCGAGCACUGAUCACAGUCAUCUGUAACCUUUUGAGGUCAUUAGGUCAAGGUUCAGUUACACUGUAUGACCACAUUCAUCAUCAAGCUGAAACCGUGCAGCACCCGCAUCCACUCACUGCUUUGGGGAGUGUCCCGAAUGGCUCCCUAUAUAGUACACUACUUUAGACCAGGUACCAUAGGGUAGUGCACUACUUAGGGAAUAGGGUGCCAUUUGGGACGUACUCUUACUAUGUUGGACUAAUUUGGCAAGGUCAGUGUUGACGUCUUCAGAAAGGUGACAUGUUGACCUGCUAGACAUAAACUAUAGUAAAUAUCAGCACUCUGACAUUAGUGGGGAGUUAAAUGUUGACUUUCCUGACCAAAGGGAGUUGGAUCUGCUGCAGAUUUUCUACUAUUUUCCUCAUCUGUGAAACUGUCCCAAAUAGCAUCUUAUUUCCUAUAUAUAUAGUGUACCAUAGGGCCCUGGUCAAAAGUAGUAUGGACCACAGGAGGUUGGUGGCACCUUUAAUUGGGGAGGAUGGGCUCGUGGUAAUGGCUGGAGUAGAAUGGUAUCAAACACGUGAUUUCCAUGUGUUUGAUGCCAUUCUAUUGGCACCGUUCCAGCCAUUAUGAGCCGUCCUCCCCUCAGCAGCCUCCACUGGUAUGGGCCCCUGGUCAACAGGAGUAUGGGGCCCUGGUCAACAGGAGUGCACUAUAUAGGAAAUAGGGUGUCAUUUCAGAUGCAUCCGUUGCUACUCCAGUGAUGGGGUGGAUCUUUUCAGGCGUGAACUUGAAUUGCAAUCAAUCAGGACCCAAACAAAGGAAGCUGUUCCUAGGUUCUGUAGCUGUGUGCAGUAUGUUGACUAGGGUCAUGCUCAUUUGACAGAAAACGUUAUAAAGCACUCAAACGAGGGAGUUGGAGGUACUAUCUGUACUAAUCCAAUAAAACGUAUCUUCUGUUGCAAAAUGUUUUGCUACAGUGCGCCUCAAUGAACAUGACCCAGGUUUGUGUAUCCGUCACUUCAGGAAAGAAGAGCAACAUUUUGCUCUAGCGAACCCAGAUAAGGAAAACAGGACUUUGUACACCAACAUCCUAAAACCAGCUGGAUGUUGGGAAUUUAGUAAUAAAGGAGUCAUAGAAAAUGUUUUCUAUUUAAAAGAAUAAAGAUGUUUUGUACUAUUACCA
This is a messenger RNA of Salmo salar (Atlantic salmon), 6887 nucleotides long. Lineage: Eukaryota; Metazoa; Chordata; Actinopteri; Salmoniformes; Salmonidae. The record is from RefSeq and is a predicted model, not a curated record.